CAAGAAUACGGGAAAGUACCUAACCAGGGAGUGACGUCCCGCUUGACUCCGGUGGUGUGCUCCGCCUGAUCUAACGAACAGAAACUGAUCCUGACCUCGAUGCCGCCCCGCCGAGAGCCCCCCAGCUGAUUCAGCAACCACAAGCACUAGCAAAUCCACCUCCUUAUCCCGAACCAGGGACUUCAUCGCUAAUAUCAAAGCCAUCUCCAUAUGACGAACCAAGACGACAACUGGAGGCAAUAACCUCACCAGUGGCUCAUCGCACUCGAAGUCACGCCACUAUAAAGCCAUCUGCAGUGCCUGAGGUAGGCUAUGCCCCACAGUUGCCGAUGGUGGAAGUGUCGGGACCUGAGGGAGUGAUUAUGGUCCACCGUCACUGGACUGCAGACGACAUCAUGAAAGCGGCCGACGGCCUGAGCAAGCCAGGUGACAUCGGCGGACGACACUUCGGACAAGAACUGAUGGCAUUCGUGCAGUCCUGCAGACCAACUCAGGCUGAACUGAGACGGUUGUUGAUGAUUCGACUCAGACCACAGUAUAACCGCAUUGACAAAAACUGGGUGGAUGGAGAUGUCCAUCUCCACCUGCCUGAGUGGAAAUGCACCACCCCAGGGCCAACAGGACCUGAAUGGCCCAUAUAGAGAAAUGAUUAGAGGACUGAUCGAAAGGGUGGAAACAGCCUAUCCAACCACCAUCAACACCGACAUGAUAGCAGCAUGCAAACAGAGAGAUGACGAACCCGUCACUGACUUUCUCGUCCGUCUGACGCAUGUCCACACUGACCAUUGUGGUAUUGACACACCAGCACAACGAGCAGCAGGACCUGGAGAAGUAGGGGCAUGGGAAGCUCAUCUGAGAAACAGCUUCCUAAUGAACAUGAGAAAAGAAAUCAGCGAUCUGAUUAGAAAAAACUGCAUAGGCUACAGCAGAGCUCCCCUAUCUACUAUUGAGGAGCAUGCCAAGCAUCAUGAGACAAUCCUGGGGAAGAAAGACGCCAGACGAGAGCGUCAACAAGCAGAUACCACACACCAAGCGAUGCUGACGAGGCUCCAGACGAUGGGAGAUCAAGGGGAAGGCCGCGGACGAGGAAGUAGUCGUGGCAGGGGACGUGGUCGCGGAAGAGGCAGAGGCAGAGGAAGAGGAAAAGGAGGGAAAACUGAUUGGAUGAAAGGACAGGAAUGCUACAACUGUGGAAAGUUUGGACACUUUGCCAGAAACUGUCCGGAGGAGGAUAACUCAUACGACAGGGGCACAGACCAGGAUCCCACAAUCCAUGAGUGACGGGCGGUGGAGAGGCAGGACAGCAGCGGACCACUGAGUGAAGACGGCAAAAGAGAAGUGACAAAUUUAAAUUACCAACUAUUACAGCAGAUUAGUAAAGGGCCAAGAGGCCUCCCCGAGGUAACUGUGAAA
This is a messenger RNA of Electrophorus electricus (electric eel), 1413 nucleotides long. The record is from RefSeq and is a predicted model, not a curated record. Lineage: Eukaryota; Metazoa; Chordata; Actinopteri; Gymnotiformes; Gymnotidae.